GUCCCGUGACCGUCGUCUCCGAUUAGAAGCAAAGCAAAGCAACCAUUUUUGAAGAAGAAAGAAGAAGAAGAUACGGGAAACAAUGACACGCCUUUUCGUUUUUGUUUCUCUCUCUAAAUCUGCACGGUGUGAUGUGUAAACCUACCUAUACAUUGACAGGUGGUUUCUCUCUUUCUCACAUCUGUUCUUCUAACCCUCUGUAAAACCCUCACACCCAAUUUAUAGAUCUGACGACCUCCAAAUCUAUUUUCACACUCUGGGUCUUCCACAAAGAUGAAUUUUUCCAUCUCUUAGGGUUUUCGUAUCAAGAAUGUAACAAUGGAAGGAACUCAAGGCUUGAAUGGUUUAGAAAUUGGCUGUUCCAGUGACGGACGCCCUCCAAAUCCAACCACAGCUUCUUCGGCUUACAAGCAUUGUUUCGGCACCAACCAAUUCCUCUCUCCUUCUCCUUCUCCUUCUCCUUCUUCAAUUCGGCGCAAGAAAUCAUUGAUUCGUCAUGCUUCUAUGGUGAAGGCACGCGCAGGUAGUAUCCCAAUUGAUGACAGUGCAAAAGAGUUUGUUCCAGUUCUUCGUUCUGGAGCAUGGGAAGACAUUGGGUUUCGCUCGACCAUGGAGGAUGUGCAAAUUUGUGUGGACAACUUUAUGCGUGAUUAUGGGACUAGGAAUGUUGCUGAAGAACAGCCAAAUGCAUUCUAUGGGGUUUUUGAUGGACAUGGGGGAAAGCAUGCUGCUGAUUUUGCAUGCCACCAUUUGCCUAGGCUCAUUGUUGAGGAUGAAGACUUCCCACAUGAAAUUGAGAGGGCAGUUGCCGCAGCUUUUCUUCAGACAGACAAUGCUUUCUCCGAAGCUUGCUUGUUAAAUUCCGCUCUCGCUUCUGGAACAACCGCAUUGGCUGCUAUUGUUUUUGGAAGCUCAUUGACCGUGGCCAAUGCUGGAGAUUGUCGGGCAGUUCUUUGCCGACGUGGCAAAGCAAUUGCGAUGUCGAGGGAUCACAAGCCCUGUUGUUCCCAAGAGAGGAAACGAAUAGAAGCGUCCGGGGGCUAUAUUUAUGAUGGAUAUCUGAACGGACAGCUUAAUGUGGCUAGGGCAUUGGGAGACUGGCAUAUGGAUGGACUAAAGUCUCGGGCUGGUGGGCCCCUUAGUGGAGAACCGGAGUUCAUGAGUAGGAUUCUGACGGAGGAGGAUGAGUUCCUCAUAAUAGGUUGCGACGGAAUAUGGGAUGUUUUCAUGAGCCAAAAUGCGGUUGAUUUUGCUAGGAGGAGGCUUCAGGAGCAUAAUGAUCCUGCUUUGUGUAGCAAGGAUAUAGUAGAAGAGGCUAUGAAGAGGAAGAGUGGAGACAAUCUGGCUGUUGUGGUUGUUUGUUUCCAAACGCAUCCUCCGCCUAAUCUGGUGGAACCCAGAUCCAAGGUGCAACUUCAUCGAAGCAUUUCCGCCGAAGGAUUUAAAGAGUUGCAGGGCUUCUUGGAUACUUUCGAGACAAGAUGAUGAUGAUCAAGAUUUUUCCUUUUCUUUGAGUGUGUUUCCUAGGUUUCAUUUUGUUGGUUUUAGAUUUUCGGAGAGGUUUUGUUUGUUUCUAACUGUAAAAUAUACUGCGGAAGUUAGAACAUCCUGAUUUUGUUUUUCAGAAUAACGAUACAGGCUUAGAAUUUUAUUUUCUUUCAAUGAGGGUGUUUGAGCCGAUUUUUAGAUUUCA
Molecule: messenger RNA, 1693 nt
Organism: Impatiens glandulifera
Lineage: Eukaryota; Viridiplantae; Streptophyta; Magnoliopsida; Ericales; Balsaminaceae
Product: probable protein phosphatase 2C 22
Exons: 4
Coding region: 319-1485 (388 amino acids)
Biological process (GO): protein dephosphorylation
Molecular function (GO): protein serine/threonine phosphatase activity; cation binding
Source: RefSeq, a predicted model, not a curated record